This is a messenger RNA of Naegleria fowleri, 1020 nucleotides long. RefSeq lists its product as uncharacterized. The record is from RefSeq and is a predicted model, not a curated record. NCBI's taxonomy places the organism in Eukaryota, Heterolobosea, Eutetramitea, Acrasida, Naegleriidae. The transcript has 2 exons. The coding region runs from base 1 to 1020 and encodes 339 amino acids.
AUGCUUUUAUUCAACCAUUUGGCUGUUCUGCUAUCAACAUCAACUUUAUCGGAAUUGAAAAGUGAUUCCAACUCUACCUCAUCAUUAACUCCUUCCAAUAAUUUUUUCUCUCUUUUCAAGACUCCACAUCCAUUUAUGAUUAUUCCUUUUAUUUAUUCACUCUUUGGAAUUUUAUGGAUUGGUUCUCGGGUGGUGUAUUUACGGAGUGUAUUAAAAAUUUAUGAAAUUAAUCAAUCGUUGUUUCCGAUGAUGAUUGGGUUUAUUUAUUUACCAGCUGCAUUAAUUUCAAGCUUUUAUUUAUACUUUAAAAAUUCAAACGAUUUCUCGAAUAUGGAUUUGAAUAAUUACUCAAUGGAUAUUUCCAAAUAUUUCAUGUCAUCGAGCUUGUUAUAUUUUGGUUUUUUAUAUUCGAUUUUAAAUUCAAAGCCAAAAAGAUCUCCUGAUGACAUGAGCAUUCAACAGAUUGAGUAUAGUGAUAGCGAGAAAUGGUUCCAAAGAAUUUCCUUUGUCGCUAUGGCUGUCGCUUAUGCAUUUGUGAGCACUCUGUACAGAUAUGAUCAUUUGAAACUGUAUGCCAUUUGUAUUACAAUUGUAACAUUUUUUACUUGUAUUGGCAUGAAUUGGAGAAUUUCAAAUUCUUCUAAAAUUUAUGGAGUAGAGCCAGAUAAGAAAUUGAGAGAAGACAUUAUUGACGAAUUUAUUAACACCAAGAAGAAAUUAUUUAUGCGAAUACUUCUAUUCAUUGUUCCAAUACUUUCUAUUUUGAUUUCUAAUUUUGGAUUAAUUUAUCAAUAUGAAAAACUUGCAACUUCUGUGGCCAUUCAUGUUUUGUUUGCCUUGCUCUACCAUGCAUUGUUUGUGUUUCAAUUUUACAAUUUUUAUUUCCAAAAGGAUGUAUUGGACCAGCGAAGACAUCGAAUGAAAGUCUUUUUCUUGUUGUUUGUUGUUCCAGUUACUUAUUACGACUCAAUCAAGAAGAAACCUCACACACAAGUCGAGAAAAUAAGUUGCAACAACUAA